AUGGGCUUGAACGACUACAUACCCCAUCUCCCACUCAAAUUCUGGGAACGUAUACGAUUUCCGAACAAGUUCACCCGAGAUCUCGCCUGGGGACUAAUAAUUGGCGUGACAUUCUCUUUAUCCUCGACAUCUUUUGCUUUACUGUUUCAGGAUUGGAGACGAAAGAGAGCUAUAGCUAGGAUACCUCCAAGGCCUAUAGAGAUCAGGAGUGACGAAAUAGUCAAUGGAGUCAUCGGAUUGAUCGGUAAUACACCGUUGAUAAGGAUAAAUUCAUUGAGUGAUGCUCUGGGGGUGGAGAUACUGUACCUCAAUCCAGGAGGCUCGGUGAAAGACAGAGUUGCACUGAAAAUAAUCGAAGAUGCGGAAGCGCAGGGGUUAUUGCAUCCCAAUACGGGCUCAGUGCUGUUCGAGGGUACAGUGGGUAGUACAGGUAUAUCUUUAGCAACUGUUGGCAGAGCAAAAGGGUAUGAAUGUUGUAUCAUCAUGCCUGACGAUGUGGCCAUUGAGAAAGUCCAGGUUUUAGAAAAGCUCGGUGCACAGGUAGAGAGGGUCAGACCAGCCAGUAUAGUGGAUGAGAAACAGAACCUAGCUAGGAAGAGAGCCCUAGAAUUCGGUAACACGCCAUUGAUCGAUCCACCCAAAUCAGAUCCAGAGGUAGUUGUCUCGACCAAAGCCAAUUCAUCUGAAGUAGGACACGAAGUGAAUCCAUCGGACUCCCUCGUCCCAUCAAUCAAAUUACCGGAAUUGCUCAGACCUGCACCGGAAACUAAACCUCGAGGGUUCUUCGCUGACCAAUUUGAAAAUGAAUCUAAUUUCUACGCUCAUUAUAAAGGUACUGGACCAGAAAUAUUGAGACAGACAAGUGGGAACUUGGAUGCGUUCGUCAGUGGUGCUGGAACAGGCGGGACCGUUGCUGGAACGGGAAUGUUCUUGAAGAAGGCUUUACCAGAUUUGAAGAUCGUCUUAUCUGAUCCGGAAGGAUCUGGGCUAUAUAAUAAGGUGAAAUUUAACGUGAUGUUUGAUACAAAAGAGAGAGAAGGAACCAAGAGGAGGCAUCAGGUCGAUACUGUGGUAGAAGGCAUUGGGAUCAACCGAAUCACACAAAACUUCGCACUCGGAUUGAACGUGAUUGAUGAUGCUUAUCGGAUAUCGGAUGCAGAAGCAGUCGCGAUGUCACGAUAUCUCGUAGCCCACGACGGACUAUACCUCGGCUCGUCUAGUGCAUGUAACCUUGUCGCUUGUGUUAGAUUAGCGAAGACCCUCGGUAAAGGUAGUCGUAUAGCAACGAUACUGUGCGAUUCGGGAUCCAGACAUCAGAGUAAAUUCUGGUCGGACGAAUAUCUGAAGGCGAACGACAUACCUAUAGAUCCAAGUAUAAUAGAUCGCUUGUUAGAAUCAUAA
This is a messenger RNA of Kwoniella botswanensis, 1401 nucleotides long. RefSeq lists its product as uncharacterized. Gene Ontology annotation, biological process: L-cysteine biosynthetic process. The record is from RefSeq and is a predicted model, not a curated record. The coding region runs from base 1 to 1401 and encodes 466 amino acids. The transcript is spliced from 11 exons. Lineage: Eukaryota; Fungi; Basidiomycota; Tremellomycetes; Tremellales; Cryptococcaceae. Gene Ontology annotation, cellular component: cytoplasm.